This is a messenger RNA of Chara braunii, 3429 nucleotides long. The record is from the annotation of a GenBank genome assembly. Lineage: Eukaryota; Viridiplantae; Streptophyta; Charophyceae; Charales; Characeae.
GCGAUGUCCAUUCCCGAGAUCGGUGGUGAGUCAUGCAACUACGGUAGGCCCGUCAUCGUGUGCGUGUAAGCGCGCGGAGGAUCUGUUGUGUUGGCAUAGCCGUUUGGACAACUAAGGGGAGAAGCGAAAGUGCAAGGAUCCGACGUAGGCAAGUGUGUGUGUCCCCAUAAGCCAGAAAAAUAGGUUUUGUGGGGUAGGAAGUGUGAAGGGGCUGCAGGUAGGUACAGGGACAUUCUCUCUGCGAGUGUGCGGGUGUGGGCGCUCUUCUCUGCAAGGGAUGGGGUGCGGACUGUACAGCAAGCCGGCCACCAUAGAAGAUCGUGGCAAUCCACCACGUCCUGGACAAGUGGCUGGUGUAGAUGGAGGACGGCCAAGCGAAAAGAUGUCUAGCGGAGGAGGGAGGGAAAAGAUGUCUAGCGGAGGAGGGAGGGAAAAGAUGUGUAGCGGAGGAGGAGGGUCCAACAUAGUGUCGAACGCAUGUGCAAGUAAUGGUAUCUCUGUGGGUUCGUCGAAUUCCUCCUCGACUACCGGUAAGAAACUGACGGAGAAAGAAGGGCUGCAAGUUAAUGCGGUCCUGUCGAUGACGGCAGUGAGGGAGAUGCGCGCGCAGGAAAUUGAGAAGAUGACAGGCCAGUUCUGCGAGUUGUUAGGGCGGGGUGGGUUCGGCAGUGUGUACAAGGGGGUGAUCAAAGGGUCCAAUUGCACGCGAUGGGUGGCGGUCAAAGUGUUGUCGUCAAACUCGAGGCAAGGGAUUCGAGAGCUGGUGAAAGAGAUCCAGAUACUUCCUAAUCUGCAUCAUCGACACCUGGUGUCGUUGAUAGGUUAUUGCAACGAGGCCACGUGUCAGGCGCUGGUGUACGAGUACAUACCGAACGGAACGCUUAACGAUCAUCUGCACUGCCGCGGCGGGUUGGCGCCCUUGACGUGGAGACAAAGACUGGCGAUUGCCCUAGACGUAGCGCGGGCUCUCAGCUACCUUCAUCUUCACGUCUCCCCAGCUAUCGUCCAUCGAGACAUCAAGCCUUCAAACGUGUUGUUGGACAACAAAAUGCAUGCGAAGCUGGCCGAUUUCGGAUUGUCGAAGAUGUUUGCUGACGACGAGUUUACCCACCUCACCACGGACAUCAAGGGGACGGCGGGAUACUUGGAUCCCGAGUACUAUACAACUCAGCGUUUGUCCGAGAAGACGGACAUUUACAGCUUUGGGGUGCUCUUGAUGGAGUUGAUCAGCGGCAAGCCUCCGCUGGGAAUAACUGCACAAAGGCAGCGGUUUGACCUUGUGAAGUGGGCCAGAGUGCAACUGGGGAAAGGAAACGUAGAGAGGGUAUUAGACAAGAAGGUAGCGGAAGGGACUUACAGCGUAGAGGCGCUGUGGAGAUUAGCGGAUGGGGCGAUGCUAUGCUGCGAGCCGUACUCGGCCAAUCGUCCGGGGAUUGGCGAGAUAACAAGGAAGAUCCAAGAAGCAAUAGACUUGCAAAAUCUGAGUGACAACGGUCAGUCGACGCAAGGGGUACCUCGGCAGAUGAUGCGGGCGGCCCCCGAGCUACAUGGGAGUGGGGAACGUCCACGUAGCGCUGAUGUGCAGGAAGAAGGGAGAGAGGCGGAGGGAGGAGGAGGAGGAAGGCGAGAGGAAAGAGCACCUUUCUGUCCCCCUUUUUCACCGCACGGAGGGCCAUCUUUACCAGUACAGUUUCCGACGCAUCAAGGACCAUAUGGAGGAGUAGCAGCAGGAGGAAGAGACCGAGGACCGUAUAAUAAUUAUAAUCAUCCACGUGGAAGAGAAGGCGGCGGCCAAAGACCAUAUGAAUAUAACUCUGCCUACACAUGAUGGACAUGGAAGACGAGGAAACUAUUCACAUGAUGGACAUGGAGGAUGAGGAAACGAUUCACAUGAUGGACAUGGAGGAGGAGGAGGAUAAGGAAAUCCUGGUUUGGCUCCUUCUCCGUCCCCGGCACGGUAUCCUCCGCAGCUACUGGUAGGGCCGCUUCCGCCAGGUCAGUACUUUGCCGCGCCCUGACAACCAUAUCGUUACGAUUAUGUCGAGGCAAGAGGUGGAGGAGGAGGCGGGAGAGAUGGUGGUGGAGUAUCUCCUCCUCGUCCUAAGCCGGCUGCACAGUCUGUUCAUACGUAUCGGUAUCUCUUCUACACUGGACCUUCUCCUUAGUCUAAUCCUUUGCAGCAAUCUGAAGAAGAGCGACCACCUCCUCCUCCUCUCCCUCCUCCAGCUUCAGCUGCUCCUGCCUACUCUCACCAGCCACCUCCGUCGAAUUCUGACCUCCCUCUCCCGCCUUCCCUUCGCCCAGUUUAUAGCUGAGCACGGCUGUGUAUUUAUGUUGCCUUAGCCGAUGCGAUUACACGGCCAAGGAUAGACACCCAAGGACGAGGAGGAGGAGAGGAGAGAGUAAUCGUAUUAGUGUUAGCAGUACGACGAGUAGGAGAGAGGUGGUCGAGGGCGAGUAGAGACGGAGGGGAAAGGAGAACCCAAACGUUCAGGGGAGCAAAAUGAUGAUAAUGAUGAUGACGAUGAUGAGAAUGGUGAUGAUGAGGAGGAGGAAGAAGAGGAGAUUUAGGAGGGGAUGUCAUUCACAUCUUCCUGCCUCUCGCUGCGGUCCUCGCGUAUUACCGACUCAUCGUCUAACACUCCUUUACGUGUUCCAUUCUUUUCUUAGUUGGGUUUUGUCUAUCUCGGUUACGUGCGACCUUCUAUCGUUAUGGCCGUACCGUAUUUCUUCCUUUCUGUUUCAUUCGUAGGGAAUACCUUCUUUUUUUUUUUUUUUUUUUUUUGAAACAGGGGACGCCUUUCGAUCUGUUCAGCGUUUCUCUAUCUUCUCUUCCCCACUUACGGCGCUCUGACCUUCUCUUUUCCUGACACAUGCCGUCGUCUCCGUUACUGUCUUCUUUUUCAUACUGCUCUUUUCGGCUUCCUACCUCUCCUCCAUCUUCUCUCCUCUCCCUUGCUUCCCCCUUCUUCUACCACGUCCCCUUCUUCUACCACGCAUCGGUUAUCACCUCCUCAAAUUUCUCUCUUACCUGAACUCUUCAUCUCGUGAUUCCGGACGCUGUAGCCUUCAGACGUCCGCGUCUGUGCAUGCAGCAUUCUCUUUCCCUCCCUCCCUCUCUCCCUCCCUCUCUCCCUCCCUCUCUCCCUCCCUCUCUCUCCCCUCCCCUUUGCUCUGCGCUCCCGCCCUUCGGGUGUGAACGGUCUCCCAACGGGGACUGCUCAUCAAAUUGUUUAUAAAGGAGAAUGCGGAGGUAGCACGUUGACUAACAGUUGGUGGAGGUGUAGGGUGUGUGCAGUCGUGUUUUCUUCUCGAUUUAUUCGUCUCGUCGUUGCGCAGGGGCCAUACUAAUCUUCUCUGUAUCCCUCCAAUCCUAACGGAUGUCACGAGGACUGCAGUCGUGUUUUUUAAUGGGAUCCCUUUUCGGGA